CUUCUCCUCCCUGCCUUUCUUGCCUCUUCUCCCGGCGCCUCCCCUUCCCCUUCCUGCCUCUCGCCGCCCGCCCCCGUGACACGGGCAACCCCACAUCAGGACAUAGGCACGCGCUCGCACGUCUCCACGCGCGCGGCCCCCUCCCCCUCCCCCCAGCGCCAUGGCCACCCCCGAGGACCAGCUUGGCGGCAAGUGCCCCUAUGAGCUGCUCGACAUCCCCUUCGACCUGCCGCAGGAUCGCCUGACGGUGGCGUACCGUCGCCGAGCACUUAUCUUGCAUCCGGACAAGAACCUCGACGACCCGGAGGCCGCCACCAAGUUCCACGCGCUAUCAGUCGCGUACGCCAUCCUCAACGAUCCGACCAAGCGAGCGGAGUAUGAUCAAAAAAUGCGCGCUCGUCGGGAGGCCGAGCUCCGGCGCCAAGCCCAGGACUCCUCGCGUCGGAAGAUGAUCGACGACCUCGCCCGCCGCGAGCAGGAGGCCAAGGAGAUGCGCCAGUCCUCCGACCGCCGUGCGGCCUAUCAACACCAGGCCAACCGGGCUCGGUCAGAUCGCGACAAGGACCGCAGGUCCGCCACCCCAGGAUCGGGGGCUGGCUUUGCCUCUCCAACUUACCGGGCCAGCCGCGAAUCGGGCGACGACGACUCGCCCAUGCGCGCGGCCAGCAGUACCUCGUCGCUUUUUGUCUCGGAGUCCGAGUCGAUCGCUGAGUCGCUGGCCGAGCGCGCACGCGCCACGGCCGCCAUGCAGAUCGAUGAGGCGGACCGCACCCUGCGGGUGUCCUGGUCAGUUGGGGCUGCCUCACUUGAUGGGGCGCAUGUCUCAGUGUCAUCCAUGACGCAGCGCCUGUUGUCGCUCUUUGCCCCUGCCGCGAGGUCUGUCUCCAAGGUGGACUUCGAGUCGCGCAGUGCGCACAUCACCUUCCGCCGAGUAGGCGAGGCGAAUGCCGCUCUGAAGACCACCCCGCCGCAUGGCCUGCGCCUUGCGUGGUCGCGCGGGGUGGCCCCCGCGAUUGUGGCCCGCGCUGAGGGGCUUACAGCCACGGCGCACUCUCGCCCGACCCGGCGACCUGGCUCGGACGCCGCCAGCGCCCCCGGCUCCGACCCUGCUUCAGAUUUUUCCUCGGCCGAGCGUCCGCUCUUCGCCCCUCGGCCCGGUUUCCCUGCCUCGGUUCUCCUCCAGCCUCCGGCCGGGCUAACGGCCGACGAGUUGUUUGUCUCGGCCGAUGGGCAAACCUCUCCCGGGGGGGGGCCCACCGGUGAGGAGGGCCCCGUUGCGGCCCUCGCACGUCGGGAAGCCUCCCUCCUCGCCCGGCUCUCGGCCGCCGAGUGAUGGGUCGGCUCUCGGUUACAUGCCACAAAUACAGUUUAGCGAA
This is a messenger RNA of Fonticula alba, 1376 nucleotides long. RefSeq lists its product as hypothetical. The transcript has 7 exons. Bases 161 to 1333 code for a protein of 390 amino acids. The record is from RefSeq and is a predicted model, not a curated record. Gene Ontology annotation, cellular component: spliceosomal complex. Lineage: Eukaryota; Rotosphaerida; Fonticulaceae. Gene Ontology annotation, biological process: spliceosomal complex disassembly.